CUCAACUUUAUAAAACAAACCCCUGUCCUCAUAAAUUUAUCCUGUGAAGCAAGUAAAAUAGCUAACAGUAUGAGUGAAUACCUCCAGCAAGACUACGUCGUUUCGGAGGAGAUCGGCAGGGGAAGAUUCGGUACCGUUUACCGAUGCUCCUCGGCGGACUCCGGCGAGUCCUACGCCGUUAAAUCGAUCGACAAGGUAGCCAUAACUGCCGGCGGAGACUCCCUGGACACCCGAUGCCUCUUUACUGAGGCCAAGAUCGUUCAGCUGCUCUCCCCUCACCCUCACAUCGUCACUCUUCACAGCCUCUACGAAGAUGAAAAGCACCUCCACAUGGUUCUCGACCUCUGUUACGAACCCACGUUUCAUCUCCAGGCCAUGCCGGAACGCGAAGCUGCUUCGAUGAUGUGGCAGCUCAUGAAAGCCGUGAGCCACUGCCACCGUUUCGGCGUGGCCCACCGAGACAUAAAGCCCGACAACAUUCUUCUUGACAAGGAGAAUCGGCUGAAGCUAGCCGAUUUCGGCUCGGCUGACACUUUCAAAGAGGGCGACCUCAUGAGCGGGGUGGUGGGAACACCGCAUUACGUCGCUCCGGAGGUCCUCGCCGGAAGUGGUUAUACCGAGAAAGUUGACGUGUGGAGUUGCGGCGUGGUUUUGUAUCAGAUGUUGGCGGGGUUUUUGCCCUUUCGAGGCGAUUCUCCUGUGGAGGUUUUUGAGGCUGUUCUGCACUCCAGUUUGAGAUUCCCAACCCGGGUUUUCUCUUCUGUUUCACAUUCCGCCAAGGAUCUCCUUCGUAGAAUGUUGUGCAGAGAAGUCUCUAGAAGGUUCUCUGCUGAACAAGUUCUGAGACAUGGGUGGUUUAGCAUUAUUCAACAGAGUGACUGAUGUAUGUUUUGAAACAAGUUGCCUAAUGUGGCUUAGUGAGAAGACGAUGUUUGAUGUGUAACUAUAUAAAUUGCAUAUUUUCCUUUCAUAAAUCAAACUGUAUAAUUCAAUAUUUCUACAGUAAAUAAAUUUUCAC
This is a messenger RNA of Vigna unguiculata (cowpea), 1018 nucleotides long. RefSeq names its product phosphoenolpyruvate carboxylase kinase 1-like. NCBI's taxonomy places the organism in Eukaryota, Viridiplantae, Streptophyta, Magnoliopsida, Fabales, Fabaceae. Gene Ontology annotation, molecular function: protein kinase activity; ATP binding. Gene Ontology annotation, biological process: protein phosphorylation. The record is from RefSeq and is a predicted model, not a curated record.